GGUUGCAGUCAUAUGACACACUGAGUGUCUCACUUCCUCAAACUCUCUCAGUUCAUCCCACUGUGUGUGCUGCUGUUCGCCUCUCAUAACCCUCGUCUGCUGGACAGCUUUUCUUCAGGUAGACAGGUCGCAGGUUUGGUCUGCUUCGGUCCUCAUGGCGAGCGCGCGCGUGCUGUCCACCUGUCUCUUUGUCGCGCUUCUCACCUGCACGCUCAGGUGUUCACACUGCGUCAAACUGAGCAACAUCAUCCUCAUUCUCACCGACGACCAGGAUGUGGAGAUGGGGGGAAUGACUCCCAUGAAGAAGACCAAAGCACUGAUCGGUGAUGCUGGUGUGACUUUCUCCAAUGCUUUCACUGCCACCCCUCUGUGCUGUCCCAGUCGCAGCAGCAUCCUCACUGGUAAAUAUCCACACAAUCAUAUGGUCCGAAAUAACUCCAUCUCUGGCAACUGUAGCAGCACAACAUGGCAGAAAGAGGCCGAGCCCUUCGCCUUUCCAGUUUACCUCAAUAAACUGCGCUACCAGACCUUCUACGGCGGGAAAUACUUGAAUCAGUAUGGAAGUAAAGACGCAGGCGGUGUGGGUCAUGUGCCUCCUGGCUGGGACCAAUGGCACGCACUGGUGGGAAACUCUAAAUAUUACAAUUACACGCUGUCUUUGAAUGGAAAAGAGGAAAAACAUGGAGACAACUAUGAAAAGGACUAUCUCACAGAUCUGGUUUUGAACCGCUCGCUGCAUUUCCUGGAGGAGCGGAGCCCCAAUCACCCGUUCUUCAUGAUGUUGUCCCCACCGUCUCCUCAUUCGCCGUGGACGGCCGCCCCUCAGUAUCAGCAGUCCUUCAGCGAUGUCAAAGCACCUCGAGAUGGCAGCUUCAACAUGCCUGGAAAGGACAAACAUUGGUUAUUACGGCAACCUGCGAAUCCAAUGCCAAACAGCUCCAUUGAGUACCUCGACAACGCUUACCGUAGGAGGUGGCAGACGCUUCUGUCGGUGGACGAUAUGGUGGAGCAGCUGAUCAAGAAACUGGAUUCAAUAAAGGAGUUGAGCAACACAUACAUCUUCUACACGUCUGAUCACGGCUAUCACACCGGCCAGUUCUCAUUGCCAAUUGACAAGAGACAGCUGUACGAGUUUGAUAUCCGCAUCCCUCUUUUAGUUCGGGGUCCAGGAAUUAAACCCAAACAAGUACUUCAGUCUCCAGUGCUGAAUAUAGAUCUUUCUAUGACUAUCCUGGACAUCGCAGGAGUAAACCUCUCCACCGUCAACAUGGACGGACAGUCUUUCCUUCCACAGAUGGCACCAUCGUUGCGUAACGGCACUGAACGGCCCUUCUUCCUGGUUGAGUACACCGGUGAGGGACAUUCCUCUACAGAUCCCAGCUGCCCUAAACUCGGCCCUGGACUCGCUGAAUGCUUCCCGGACUGCGUAUGCGAAGACGCCUUCAACAACACAUACGCCUGCGUCAGAAGUCUGAAGGAUGCAAACCUGCAGUACUGUGAGUUUGCAGACAACGAGUCAUUCGUAGAGAUGUACAACCUAACGUCGGAUCCCCAUCAGCUGGAGAACAUUGUGAAGAAGGUCGAUCCUGCUCUUCUGCAGAUCAUGAACCAAAGGCUGAUCAAGCUGGAGUCCUGCACGGGUGACAGCUGUCGAAACGUCAAAUAAAACCAUGCCAGAGGGCGGGCCGGACCCCAGCCCUGCUCUGAAAGCCCAUCUCUAGCAGCCAACGCUAAGUUGGGUGAUGUGAAGUCACAUUUCACAAAUCUCUCCUUAAAUUCUUAAAGAGACAGUUCAUGUCCUGUCAGUAUUUACUCAGCCCUUACUUUCUUCUUAUUACCAUACAAUGAAAGUGGAUGGAUUUGCAUUUGGUGCAAGAAAGAAAGUAAUGCAAGUUCACAUGAGUAAAUAUUUACACAAAUGUAAUAUUUGCCAUGAACUCUCCCUUUAAUUGUGAUCUGGGAAGUCACAUGCACUUGUAUCUACAGUGUGAUUCUAGUUCAAAUGCUGUCAUACAGCUACACGAACAGUUUCUAAAGGGCUUGAACCAGUUCAGCUGGAGGAUAACUCAUCGUCAGCCUUGGCUUCUUCUUUUUUUUUUUCAGCACUUUUAUGAUAAAUGAAUGUUUAAACCAAAUCUGGUCGUGUUUGGCUAAAUAUACUUCUAUCAAAACAUUCAUCUUUUGCAUUUUAAGAGUUGUUUUUUUCCUUUUCUGUUUGACCUUUAUACAUGGUUGUCUUAUUUUGAUUUAUUGAUACUGUGAAUUAAGCCUUAUAUGUAUCCAUAAUUGAAAACGCUCAUGUGCCACAGUGGAAAUCCUGUUCUGAUUUUGCUAUUUUAAAAUGAUAAAGGGAAAGGGCUGAUAUAUGAGGAGAUUUCACCCACUUUGAUUUUAGCCUAAAAUGUGAUUGUGC
Carassius auratus (goldfish) is the source of this 2413-nucleotide messenger RNA. RefSeq names its product glucosamine (N-acetyl)-6-sulfatase (Sanfilippo disease IIID), b (gene gnsb). Gene Ontology annotation, biological process: glycosaminoglycan metabolic process. The transcript is spliced from 13 exons. Lineage: Eukaryota; Metazoa; Chordata; Actinopteri; Cypriniformes; Cyprinidae. Gene Ontology annotation, molecular function: N-acetylglucosamine-6-sulfatase activity; glycosaminoglycan binding. The record is from RefSeq and is a predicted model, not a curated record. Bases 155 to 1666 code for a protein of 503 amino acids.